Molecule: messenger RNA, 813 nt
Organism: Ectocarpus sp. CCAP 1310/34
Lineage: Eukaryota; Phaeophyceae; Ectocarpales; Ectocarpaceae
Source: the annotation of a GenBank genome assembly
AUGCAAAAGCGUUCGGCAAACGACUCAUUCCUGCCCUGUGUCCGCCUGCAAGACAAUGUAGAGGCGUUGGUGAGACUAGGUCUCCUCACGGCGAACCUCGACUCCCCUAUGCACAGCUUGUGGGCGAACCAGAAGCACCACAACGCCAAGACAACGUGCCAGGCAUGCGUAGUUCCUAGGAGGGACCUCGGUAACCCGAAGUACGACAUUGUCAAGAACGCCCGGACAGCGGAUGGACUCAAGGAGGACCUCGACCGCGUUGCGGCCACAGAAAAGAAGCAGGACCGGGUAAAGCUGUCACGAGCUCUGGGCGUGGUCGUGCCCCGGUAUCCCAACCCCCUGCACGAGGUCGCUAUCGACCGGGUUGACGGAUGCGGCAUGGACGGUACACAGAUGCCGCAAGUCCACAUUGGACGUGUGGCAGAUCUCGUUUCCCAGUUCUCCUACACUCACAAACGUGAUCACAUCGCUUUGUUAAUUUGUUCCCAAAAUGAGCAAAGCGACGCUCGGAUUACUAGCCAAGCGGCAUGUGCCCUGACGGGCGAGUCUGCGCUUAACUCGGGCAAGAAGAUCAUGGGCUUUGUGAUGGAUGCUCUUGAUCCCACUGGUACCGAGGUUGUGCGUGCUCGGUUUGCAUGGCGCCGGAUGCUGCCCCCGAACGUCUCGCCGAUAGCCGACAUCACCAGUGCUGGAGGUAGGUCGGCGUUGACUGGUCAACAGUUGUGGCUCGUUGCCAGUAUCUUCCCCUUCCUCCUCGCGCCAAUCUUCUCCAGUCCGGACAAUCUGGUGAGUACGGCUGGUGGGCAGAGAUAA